Messenger RNA from Spirometra erinaceieuropaei, 1820 nucleotides. Lineage: Eukaryota; Metazoa; Platyhelminthes; Cestoda; Diphyllobothriidea; Diphyllobothriidae. The record is from the annotation of a GenBank genome assembly.
AUGAUCUUCGCCGCCCGCCAACUUCAGGAGAAGUGCCAGGAGAUGCGGACCCACCUGUACUCUACCUUCGUGGACCUGACGAAAGCCUUCGACACGGUGAAUCGUGAAGGACUGUGGAAGAUCAUGCAGAAAUUCGGCUGUCCGGAGCGAUUCACUCAGAUGGUGCGUCAGCUGCACGACGGUAUGAUGGCGCGAGUCACGGACAACGGAGCUGUCUCAGAGGCAUUCGCAGUGACCAACGGAGUGAAGCAGGGCUGUGUGCUGGCGCCUACCCUCUUCAGUCUCAUGUUCUCUACCAUGCUGAUGGACGCCUACCGCGACGAACGCCCCGGGAUCCGCAUGGCCUACAGAACGGACGGGCAUCUCCUGAAUCACCGGCGCAUGAACUUCCAAUCGCGUGUAUCCACAGCCACCGUGCACGAACUCCUCUUCGCCGACGACUGCGCCCUGAACACCACCUCCGAAGCGGAGAUGCAACGGAGCAUGGACCUAUUCUCCGCCGCCUGCGAGAACUUUGGGCUGGUUAUCAACACGCAGAAGACGGUGGUGAUGCAUCAGCCGCCUCCCAACUCAGCCACAGCCCCCAACGCGCCGCAAAUCAACGUGAAUGGGACUCAACAGCAAGUGGUAGAGUACUUCCCGUAUCUGGGCAGUACCCUCUCCCGCAACACCAAGAUUGAUGACGAAGUCGUCAACAGGAUCUCGAAAGCCAGUCAAGACUUCGGUCGCCUCCAAAGCACAGUUUGGAAUCGCCACGGUCUCCAACUGAGCACAAAGCUGAAGAUGUACAAGGCCGUCAUCCUGCCGACGCUACUGUACGGAGCGGAGACCUGGACGGUAUACACGAGGCAGGCACGUCGACUAAACCACUUCCACCUCAGUUGUCUCCGCCGCAUCCUGAGGCUGAACUGGCAGGAUCGAAUCCCCGACACGGAAGUACUGGAACGAACGGGAAUCCUCAGCAUCUACGCCAUACUGAGACAAAUGCAGCUGAGCUGGAGCGGCCACCUGGUGCGCAUGGAUGACGAGCGACUACCCAAACGACUCUUCUACGGAGACGUCGCGACGGGUUCUCGUCGUCAAGGAGGCCAGAUUCGCUGUUACAAGGAUACUCUGAAGUCCUCCCUGAAGCGCCUGCAAAUCAACCCGACCAACUGGAAGAGCUCGCUCGCGAUCGCCCGACAUGGAGGAGAACAGUGAAGACGGGCGCUGCUAUCUACGAAGCCAACCGCAUCGCAGCCGCCAAAGUGAAACGCGCAGCCCGCAAAUCACAACUUCGCCCAGUCCGCAACGCCGCCGCACAACCUCUCCCUACGUGUCCUCGAUGCCACCGGACAUUCCGGGCACGAAUCGGACUUGUUGGACAUCUUCGGAUCAACUGCACCUCUCGAACUGCCCCAGCCAUCGUGCCCCCGCCCGCCUCCUCCUCGUCCUAUCUUCCGCCAACUAACUCUGACACUCCUCCUUCACCACCACUUCGAUCCUCCUCCUUCUCCUCCACUGCCCCAGCGGCGGCCGUUCAGACUGCCGUCUCACACAUCACCAACACUAACACAACAACCGACAUCACCUCUCCCACCUCUCCCGAUUCCAGUGAUGAGGAUCAGGAUUACACCUGCCCUCACUGUGACCGCACCUUCACUUCAAACAUCGGCCUGGUCGGUCACUUGCGAAUCCAUCGCACAGAGACUGGCGAACCAGUGCCUGGAGCACCAACCUACACCCACCGCACUCGCCUCCACUGCCCGCACUGCCCUCGCACCUUCACGCAUCGCGUGGGUCUAUUCGGCCACAUGCGCAUCCACGACGACCUGCGGUAG